AUGAGCGAACUGCUAACCAUGAACGAAGAAGACCCAGAAAUAAUGAUCCAUAUAGUAAACCAUUUAGAAACUACAAAAAAGACGAACAGGAGCUUCCUUCACUUCCUCACUCUAUCCACCUUACACAAACAGGAGAUUGAAAAGGAUCAAAAGGGAGUCUACUACAACGACAGAAUUAGGGACCACCUGAUAGAGUACCUCCACUUCGCUGUAAAGAACAACCACUACCAUUACCUGUUUAAAAUUUUCGAGUUGACUUGCCUGUACAAAAUAGAUGACGUAGAACUGCUGCGACAAGUGGUUGAGCAGAUACUUAUCCAAACAACAAAUGAGGAAGAAAAAAUCAUUCACUGCUACUGGAUCGUAAAACAUUUAACAGGAAAAAAAAAACAUGAUAGGAUUAUUGCUGUGUUGCUAGCCAAGUACCUUUUCAACGAUUCUUUUUUUAACUUCCUCCAAAGGAACGCAUGCAUCAGUAGCAGCUUUGUAACUCUCUUAAGUUAUGUGUCCGACUCGGUUGGGUAUUAUCCAAACGGGUCUGUCCUACCCCCACUCCACUGCACACUGAGAAACUACGCUCGCCAUUUUAAUAGCAAACUGGAAAAGGAGAUAGAACAAAAAAUCGUGAACAAUGUAGAGGAGCUAGCCAAAAUGCAGGAAAUCUUUCUAAAAAACGGAUUCUACGAUGAUGAUUUCAAUUUGUUAAUUAAACGGCUUGUACUCACUUGCACUUCGUAUAUCAACCCCUUCGACUUACUGGUCCUCUCCUCCAAUGUUCUGCUUAACUUUUCAAGGAAUGAUCACCCCCUUCUGUGUCCUAGUGAGCAGCAGGCGGGAGGAACACCCCUGGAAGGAAGCUCCCCCAAUGUGGCCAACUUCCCCAAACGGUACAGAAGCUUCCUAUCCGCGAAGACCAUGAUAGACUUGGUCAUCAGAACGAACGACCCCUACAUCGCCAACACAUGCAACGAGCUGCAGUACAUCCAGCGGUAUCUCCUCCUGUGCUCGUACUGUCACUUCACUUUGUUUUCUAACUGGUGGGCCGACACUGUAAUUUGUGACAAGCUGAAAAAGAAAAAAAGACCUCACAAAGCAGUGGUGCGGUCGAGAAUGCCAUACAAAAAGCACCUUGCCGAUCAGGUGUCCCACUUGCUGGAUAUGCUUCUGCACAGGUAUGGAGGAUCAAGCCAGGAAGGUGUAGACCCAUAUGUAACCGUCGACGCAGUGCAAAAAAACAGGCCAAGCGGCAUACCCCCAGGAGACCCCAUAUCCAAGUACCUACCCUACCUGCUCAAAUCCUUCAUGCGAGUGACCAUAACAAAACCAGAGAUGAUACGCAACCAGUCAUUCAUCCUAUUUUUCGAAGAAAUAUUUUUGCACAUAGUUGAUUCGUUCGUUGAAAAAUAUGAGCAAGGCAAAAGGGGAAUCGGCGUAGAUGCAAACAAUCAGAGCAGUCGCACAAACAACGAAAGUGUGAAAGGGACAACUUAA
Plasmodium cynomolgi strain B is the source of this 1491-nucleotide messenger RNA. RefSeq lists its product as hypothetical. The transcript is spliced from 2 exons. The coding region runs from base 1 to 1491 and encodes 496 amino acids. The record is from RefSeq and is a predicted model, not a curated record. NCBI's taxonomy places the organism in Eukaryota, Apicomplexa, Aconoidasida, Haemosporida, Plasmodiidae.